Messenger RNA from Cucurbita maxima (winter squash), 3234 nucleotides. RefSeq names its product type IV inositol polyphosphate 5-phosphatase 7-like. Gene Ontology annotation, biological process: phosphatidylinositol dephosphorylation. Lineage: Eukaryota; Viridiplantae; Streptophyta; Magnoliopsida; Cucurbitales; Cucurbitaceae. Gene Ontology annotation, molecular function: phosphatidylinositol-3,4,5-trisphosphate 5-phosphatase activity; inositol-polyphosphate 5-phosphatase activity; phosphatidylinositol-4,5-bisphosphate 5-phosphatase activity. The record is from RefSeq and is a predicted model, not a curated record. The transcript is spliced from 10 exons. The coding region runs from base 1197 to 2870 and encodes 557 amino acids.
UAAAGAAUACUUCAUUCUCCUCUCCAACCAAUGUGGGAUCUCAUGUAUGUAUGAUAAACGUAAAGAUUCCUUAGACAUUCCCUAUGAACAAAAUUUAAUUUUGAAGUCAAAAAAGAAAAGGAAGAACAGUGAGGUGUAUUCUUCUUUAGUUCUCCAAACAUGGCCCAAUUUUCCUCUUUACUUGAUGUGAUUAUUCACAUAAACACCGUCCUUUAAAGUGCUGUUCAUCCCACACUUUUCUUUUCUCUUUCUUCUGAAUUCAAAUAAUCCUCCCAAUACCCAAACAAGUUAUGAACGAAAAUCAAUCAUUUUAGAUUGAUUAGACAGCCACCCUUGAUAUGAAAACCAUUACACAAUCAAAAGUGUUCGAACCAUUUCACAGAAUUUUGUAUUCAUUUCUUGAUUGAUUUGCAAUAGCUGAAAUAAAUGCAUGAAGAAAGGAUAUCCAUAUGAAUAUUGGUUGCUGAGUUGAUGAGUAUAAAUUUAAUAUGGUGUCCCAGCAUUGGAAUGUUCCACCAUCAGCUCACUAAAUUUUGUCGUCAGAUUUUCAAGUUUCCUCUAACUGAAUUGACCACUGAUAAGGCUCAAUAAUUAUGAGCUUUAGGAAUAAACCCACAACGAAAGGGACACCCUCUUUUGAUGAAUGAUAUGCAUACCAGCAACAGUUAAUCAUAAAAAAUCAAACUUUUUUCACACUCAUUUGUUCUUUUUUUUUUUUUUACUUUCAAGCAUGAACAGAUCAUAUUAAUUACAGAAAGAAGUAAAACCUGAGAGACCCAUUUGGGGAAGGUAAAAAAGGAAUGGAAUGGUUAAGUGGGUACCCCAUAUUCAAGCCAAAGCUUCGGGUUUGUGGCUUUUGCAACUGGUUUUGGUGGACCAUAAUGGGAAGAAGAAGGAGAUUGAGAUAGAUGCGAACUCGCCUUCACUUCACUGGACCACUGAUGUUGAAAUUUUUCUUAAAUUUCUAAGACUUGGCCAUUUUCUCCAAGUUUGUAUGCUCUUUCUGUUCUUCUUUUGGUUUGUUCUGCUAAUUUGAGGGACAAAUGAGUAGAAAACAAGGGAACUUGAUUGGAUUUCAUGUCAUUAUAUUGAACUUUCUGCCAUUUGGGGAAGGAAAAUCCCAGCUGGGGCUCUCUUUUUCUCAGUUUUCUGACCAUAAUUCAUUAAAUUAGAGAAAGAAAACAGAGGAGGAGGCAAUGAGGGAUGAGAAUUCAAAGAAAAGCAAGCUCUCAUGGUCCAAGAAAAUGGUGACAAAAUGGUUUAAUAUCAAAACUAGAACUGGGAGGGAGGAUUAUCUGGAAGAUCAUGGUGUUCAUGAAGAGAAAUCUAGUGAGAGAAUAGAGUAUAGCCAGCAUGAAUGUAUGAAUAUCGACGAUCCUCGUAUCGUAGACGUACAGAACUAUAGCAUUUUUGUUGCUACAUGGAAUGUUGGUGGCAGAUCCCCUCCUAGUAAUCUAAGUUUGGAAGACUGGCUUCAUACUUCAGCCCCUGCAGACAUUUAUGUACUUGGAUUUCAAGAGAUAGUACCAUUGAAUGCUGGUAACGUGUUGGGCGGGGAGGACAGCGGUCCGGCCAGAAAAUGGCUAACGCUCAUUCAGAAAACGCUAAACGAUCUUCCCGGAACAAGUGGAGAUGAAGGGUGUUCCUACAUGCCAUCUCCCAUCCCUGAGCCAGUCAUAGAAGUUAAUGAUGAUUUUGACGAAUCAUUGAGGCUGAAGAACUCGUCUUACUUUCUUCGUCGAUCGUUUCAUACAACUAAUAGUGGUGGAUCAUCGAACCAACUUGAUAGAAGAUUUAGCAUCUCGAAUCAUGUGAUCUUCGACCACCGGUCUAGUGACUACGAGUCGAGUUUCAGAUGGGGACACAGGUUAAGUAACUAUACCAGGAAAAGUGAUUAUUGUAGGCAAAGCAAUGAAUCAAGGCCAAGUGACUACUCGAAAUGGGGAUCGUCCGAAGAUGAUGGAUGCCAUGGGGAUUUGACUAGUGAAGCGUUAUUCUCACCACCGUUAUAUAAUGGAUCCACAUCCAAGGAAGACGAGCACGGGACGUCGGGACGUUCACGGUAUUGCUUGGUUGCUAAUAAACAAAUGGUUGGCGUUUUUCUCACGAUAUGGGUCAGGAGUGAGUUGAAGGAUAGCAUACGGAACACGAAAGUAUCCUGUGUUGGUAGAGGAUUGAUGGGUUACCUAGGAAAUAAGGGAUCAAUUUCAGUGAGUUUGUCUUUGCAUCAAACAAGCUUUUGCUUCAUCUGUAGUCACUUAACCUCAGGACAGAAACAGGGCGAUGAGUUAAGAAGGAAUUCUGAUGUGAUCGAGAUACUGAAGAAGACUCGGUUUCGGUCUGAUCGAGCCUUUCCUCAUCAGAAAUCACCCCAAACGAUCCUCGAGCAUGAUCGAGUUAUCUGGUUUGGGGAUUUGAAUUACCGAAUCGCUCUCUCUCACCGCUCGGCCAAGGCACUUGUUGAGAUGCAAAAUUGGAGAGUAUUGCUUGAGAAUGAUCAGUUACGUAAUGAGCAGAUUUACGGUCGAGUCUUCGUUGGAUGGAACGAAGGCAAUAUAUAUUUUCCACCCACUUACAAAUACUCGAAUAAUUCAGACCAGUACUCCGGGGACGGUAUGUACUGGAAGGAGAAACGUAGGACUCCUGCUUGGUGUGAUCGGAUUUUGUGGUAUGGGGAAGGUCUCCAUCAGUUGUCGUAUGUUCGGGGUGAGUCCCGGUUUUCGGAUCAUAGACCUGUUUAUGGCUUGUUUUGUGCUGAGGUAGAGUCAAACCGUGGCGAAUCAAAGAAAAACAUGGGUGGUAGUUCUAAGGUUGAUGUGGAGGAGCUCCUACCAUACUCUCGUGGAUAUACUGAGCUGAACUUCUACUGAAAGAGUGUCGUGAAACAGUAAUGCACUGCAGCCAUGAUGCUCUUCGAACGGUUCUCAGAAAGCUUUCAUGUCCAGAAAGCGGGACGGUCGGUGAUUGGUUUCCAACAGAUCAAGACCUCAAAUAAUCAGAACUCCAUGUGUUUUCUGUCCCAAAUGAAGAACACCCAACAUAUUUUACAGAGUUCCAACUUCUUUGCAGGUGAUUCAUUGGUAGAUUAUGAUGAUCAUGAUUUUAUUUUGGGCUAAAACUCCAGCCGGAGAUAGUUCAGGCAUUCUGAAACAUAUGAAACAAGGUUUGAAGAAUGAUCUUGAAAUUUUGGAAUCUUUGGUACAGAAGAAACCGAGCCCGAGCAUAAACAUAUCU